Molecule: messenger RNA, 1222 nt
Organism: Rubroshorea leprosula
Lineage: Eukaryota; Viridiplantae; Streptophyta; Magnoliopsida; Malvales; Dipterocarpaceae
Source: the annotation of a GenBank genome assembly
ACAUGGAAACUGGAAGCAAUCGUCUUUUCUCAAUAUUUACUCUUUUAUGCAUGAAAAUGGGUUUUGUUUAUUUAAUUAGCAAAAAAAAACAAAGGGUAGAAUCAUAUUUUAUGCUGUAGAAUCUGUAAUUUUAACUACUAAUCCAGAAAAAAGAAAAUGCUAAAAAGAAUAAAGCAUCCAUCAAAUUGAAGAAUUUAUCUUGUUCUUGGACAGGUCUGGAUAGGCUUUUCCAUCAUUCUCAGACAUGGUUAUUGCCUUGUUGACAAAGAGUGCUUCUCACUGCAUCUGAGCAGGUUACUUCAAGAAAAUAUAUGAGGAAUAAUUUUGGUCUACAUCACCCCCUUUUCUAUCUCUAUCCUUUUUCUGCAGAUCCAUUUCUUUCUUCUAUUGAAUCAUGGCAUUUCUGGUACUGCAUAGCUGGCAGUUAAUCUAAAGGAUCGGAGGACCAUAAAUAAUUUAUGCUCCUAGCUCUUAGGGUUCAAUGUCCAAGACUCAAUUUCUUUCAACAACAGGAACUAUGACUGUCCAUGGACGAGGGAAAAUGUCUUCUAACUUAGCUUUGAGUAUGUUUUAAUCACCCCCGAGUUACAGUAAUUUCACCACACCCUCCCCCUUAACACAGACAACUCAAGAGGCUUCUUGUAUAAAGACUAUGAGUGAGUUUGGUUCUGAAAGAUCAAGACAGUGGAACAUAUAUACAGGUUCAGAUCCAAGUCCAUCUCAAUCAGCAGUUGAUAAUGUAGUCCCAUGGAAAAGCUUCGGGACAUCCAUGAAUGCAAUUUCUUUUGGAUUUGUUGCCACAGCCAUCUUGAUAUCAAUGUUUCUCAUCAUGGCCAUCUUUGAACACCUGUUCAGGCCAAAUCCUCCUUUCUCUUCACCUGAAGAGAUGGCGAAUAGUUCUCCAGAAUCAGUUGUAGACAAACUUGGAUAUCCACAAACUGUACCAACAUCAUAUGCAUCUGAUUUCUCAGUUUUGAUGCCUGGGGAGCAUUAUCCAACUUAUAUUGCACAACCCGCUCCCCUCCCUUGCCAAAGGGAAAGCAUAUAUUGGCCUUCCCAUGAACAUAAUUUUGUACUUCCUUAGUAUUCUACACACGUCAGAGAAUGGAUGAUAAUAUGGCUUUCUGUAUAUUUCACAAUCAAUUCUCAUCCUUCAAAUACUUAAUCAUGUAAUUGAAUUCUGUAUCAUGAGCCAUGUUUGAAGUAAAGAUUACCAUUAUGC